Molecule: messenger RNA, 17139 nt
Organism: Porites lobata
Lineage: Eukaryota; Metazoa; Cnidaria; Anthozoa; Scleractinia; Poritidae
Source: the annotation of a GenBank genome assembly
GUUGUUUGCUUCAACAACGGUUUUGGUGUAGCCGAUAAAAACGUCUUUCCUGAUACACAGAUGUUAGGCAACUCAGCUGAGAGCAAAAAAGCCUACGCUAGAUAUGGUCGACUUAACCUAGCCAAUGCGCAUGGUUGGUGUUCAGCAAAAAACAGAAGAAACAAGUACUGGGAUGUGUGGCUUCAACUUGACCUGAAGGAGACAUUUCAAAUUUGUGGUGUUGCCACCCAGGGUGGGACGCGGCCAUCUUAUCGGGUUGCUACCUUCAAGCUAUCGUAUUUUAACUACGAGGAAAAAUGGAGAUGGUAUCUGGACACGGAUGGCUCUGUAAUGGUAAUACUCCCUAAUUUUGUUUUGCAGAUAUUUAUACAGUUACAUCAGUAGUAUAGAAAUAUUGUUUUAGCCCUCUUUUUUUUUUUUUGGGGGGGGGGAUCUUGAAAGAUUUAAUGAAUGCCUUGCUUUUUUAUUGGUUGACUGAAAUCUAAGAAAAAUGAUUAUCGGUUGAUUUAUGUCCAAGGAAUAACUCGGCUGUGACUCAAAAUUACUGAGGCACAACGUAACCAUGUAAGUUAUAUUUCCUGCCGACUUAAUUGUACAAUUUUCGGGGAACAAAUUGUUCCAGAUCUGACGCAAAUCACGCAAAUCGUGCAUAUUUUCAUCAAAAUUAGUUCGAAGGGAAAGUAGAGUUCUUUCUAGCACUAAAAACGUUUAUUUACUUACCCCAACCCCCUUCCUUCCUUACUUACUUCCUUCGAUUCAUUCCUUCUCCACCUCAAUUCGAUUCAGUUAUUUCUCUCCAUCCCAGACGAUCGUGCAAUAAUCGAAAAAACGCAUGGCUAUUUAAUAACUAUUCCAUGAGCGCGCGUUGGAUAUGAGGUGGUAAAUAGCAAACGAGGCGCGUAGCGCCGAGUUGGCUAUAACUAUCUCAUAUCGAAAAAGCGAGAAUGGAAUAUGUUUUCAUUAUUAUGUUUUAAACUACAAAUGUCUGGUUAUUGCAACUGAAUUUUAGUAAAUUGUAUUUUAAAUACUACAAAACGACCGGAUAUUAAAGUGACUCGUGCGCCGUUUGCGAACUUAGUUGAUCGAAAAAUAUGAAAGGCAAACGGGAAAGUGUGUUGUUUGUAUAUAAGCAGAAUACUUCAUCGAAAGUGUGCGCAAAAGGUAUUUACGCACAUACCUUCUGUCACAUUAGGCAGAUUUGCAUCACGUGACGCUUAAGGUUUCACACUGAGUUAAGAAUAUGAAUGGAUUUGUUAACUCACAGAGCGUUGCAGUUCAGUUUUUAUAACAUCAAGUCUUGUUCGUUUUGUCUCAAAGGUUUUCGACAUGGAUGGUGACCACCAGACCAUUAACCAACACUUUUUGCCAAAACCAGUGUCCGCAAGAUAUCUCCGAUUUCAUCCAGUCACGUGGAUCGAUCGGCCCUGUCUUAGGGUCGAAAUCUAUCGAAUAAGGGGUGAGUGUUAACCUCAAGUCUUGAACCUCAUAAAAAUAGAGAACUGCUUGCUUUCCCAGGUAGUAAUUGCGACAAGCUGGUAUCUCAGCCCUAUUUCUUCCUGUAGAGUUGACUACAUUACAGGUUUAAAGGGAAAAAGGAGGCUUAAUCUCUCUAAGGCCUCAUUGAUAAGGAGAUCUACCCCAGGCUAGCCAACUUUCCUUUCGCUCCCUUACAAAACUUGCCGAACCGUUUACAUAAUUUUGGUUAGGGUGUGAGAGCCAUUUUUUCUCCAUAACAGCACUCACCUGGGUCAACUCGGUCAAGGCGAGACAGUGUAAGCAUGCUCGAGAGCUAUUCUCAGUUCUUGGCAGGGGAAGAGGUUUCAAAUUUUCUCUCAUAUCAAUUCUCAGUAAAGUUGAUUUGGCUGGGGAUGUGUCCCUCUUUCCCGGGACGAUUUUUUUUUUUACAUUGACUAUUUUCCAAUUGCCCAUAAUACACUCUGUUUGCCCCCCCAAAUUUUGCAUAAGUUAUUGUCUUAAAAUGCCUUUGGGAAAAUGCAAUACUCACAGGAGCAUUUAAAAACAAUGGUUUAUGCAGAAUUUGGGGCGCAAGCAGAGUGUAUUAUGGGCAAUUGGAAAAUAGAGAAUACAAACAUGGCGUUGGGUAGGCUGAGAAGAUAGCGGACAUCUUACGCCGCCACCACUGGUUUCCCAAGCGAAAUGACGCCUGAGAAAUGAGUGCAAAAAUUCCAUACUGAUCACAAGUCAGUACCAAGAUCUUUGUAUUGCUCGUGAUUGGUGGUGAUUGGUCGUGGGGCGAAGGAAAGUAGCUGGCUUUGCCAUAGGUUCUUGCAGGUGGUUAGGUAAUUUUAAAUUUAAUUUUUUAAUAAACCUUCAAUGGCCAUGGCAAUGAUGAGGACCACAAUGAUGAGGACCACUGGUUUCCCUUUAAGUAGCUUCUUUAUCACUUUAACUGAAUUAUUUGAUUUCUCACAUAUAUAUGUCGAUUGAAGCCCUUUUUUCAAAUUUUGUUUUCGUUUGUUAUCGUUUUAAGUCAAAAAAUGGAAACACCCUAUGACAAAAUAUGAAGUUCUAGUUUUACCAUAUGUAUUCUUGUACUAGCCCUUAAAAAAUUACACCAUAAGUCGAUGAUGAGUGAAGCUCAAAAGCUGACUGGAAAAAAAUUUAUCAAAAUUUGAGAAUAACUUGGUGGAUUGAUAAAAAUAUGAGAGGAACUCGUAUAUCAUUCACUAAUUUAAUUUUUCAACUUCAGUUCUGAUUGAUAUAAUAUAUUGAUCUUUCUUUAUUUUUCUCUUAGUUCAUGGUAAUUGGAGCAGUUGGUCUUCAUGGCCAAACUGUAACAAGCCAUGCAAUGGAGGAUCCAAAACAAGAAAACGACUGUGUAACAAUCCUGAGCCAGCUAAUGGUGGAAGAGACUGUGAGGGCCCAGCAACAGAGAGUCAGACUUGUAACCCUAAUCCUUGUCCAGGUUUGCAUGGCUCACUGAACACAGUCAAAUAAUUUAUUAAAUAAUGAUUAUAUGAAUUUCCUAUCUUUAAAUUGAGUGAUAAAGAAAUACAUAACUGUACUUGAGAAUAUCAUCACAUUUGAAGACGCAACUUAUGCACCUAUAUGUAAAUCCCGUGUUGGGGGGGUAGUGCGGGCAAGGGGCUGGGAUUUGAUGCCUGAGACUAUCCCCCCUGUCGGGCUUUUGAUCGUGCGAAGCGACCCCGGAGUCGGGACAUUUGACUUUGACCGACAGAAGCCUGGUACCAAUUCACAAGUGGUUACCAAGUCUCUCCCUCAAGGCUUUCUGAAAGUCACGCUGUUGGAGAAAGGUGUGAAGUUUUCAUUUGUUUUAAUCGCCAUAAUCCGAUACUUUAAAGUGUCAUCUAAACAGAUAAUGUAUAUUUUGAGAAAGUUUUUAUCUUCAAGUUCCCAUCUGAUUGUAAAACUCGAUUGAAAUCGAAUUCCACCAAGAAAUUCAGAGGAUUUUUUACGGGUCACUGAUCCUACCUGUUCCGACAUGUUGAGCAGCUGUUAUAAAGCAUUGUACGUUUCAUUAAUAUUAUAAUUGCAGGGUCAAUCUUCCUGGAGGGAUUUUGUUGUUCAAAAUAAGAGAUGCUAGCGGAGAGAGAAAAUACUUAAUUACAGCGAGUAAUUUAACGGAGUAUUAUAGCAUUGUUUGUUUAGAUUUUUUCUCCUGGGGUGGGGGCUUUUUGACACUUUUGAUGGACGUUUCGUUUCCCACCCUGGGGAAUUUGAUCCCAAAAUUUUAAAAUUUGUCAAAUCCCCACCCUUUGCCCGAACCCCCCGUCCCCACGGGGUUUACAUUGAUAGGUGCAUUAUGCAUAGAAUAUAAGACUUUUUUCGCAACUGUGAUAGUUGCGUCUUCAUCUGCGAUGAUCUUCUUGACAUUUAUUCUAUAAUAAACAAUUUACCUCGGUCUCAGUCAGUGGAGGAGAGAGGCAAUUCCCCGUGUAGACUAGCUAAAACAUGAUUUUAAUUAUAAACGGUUCAACAAGUACGUUAUAAUUUCAGGACUUUUUUCCUGAUAGUUUGUUUGAAACAAGUUAGAGUUUCUAUUACUUACAAUCUUUUAACUAUGAUGAUUCAACAUUACUUGAGAAAACUUUUUCAGAAAAAAAUAAACGACCUGGUUUGUUGGUUUCAAAAUGAAAAUAAGAAUGGAAUGAGCCCCUGCGCUACUUCGCUCUCUCAUCAACGCCCUUCCUUUCUUCUUGAGGUCGGAAGGGGGAAACAAAAGUUGAAACUCUGGGUGGGGUGACCUUUCACAGAAUGAAGAAAGGCCACCUCGAGUAGUCUAAAACCGAGGAUUGUUGAUGUUGUAUAACUUUGAUUUUUAGCUGGGGAUCUAAACUAUAAGGUCAAGUAUACAGCAAAAACCUGGGAUGCUACUCUUGCAGACAAGGGGAGCUCCAGUUUUACAAAAUUAGCAGGCAAAAUUGGUCAAGAUGUAAGUACUUUGUAGUCGUUGUUGUCACCGUUGUUGUUAUGGUCGUUGUAGUUUGUUGUUAUGGAUCACUCUUUUUCACUUUUCCCAAUUGAUUCUUUUUUAACUGUUUUCUGAUUCCUUAAACUUACACGAAACUUCUAUAAUCAACAAAUUGCAUCUCAGGUAACUGAACUUUACAGCAAAGCAUCUCAAGCUGUGGCAGUCGAAGUGUUAUGGUUCAGGUAGUGUCUUCUUAGCAUAAUUGACAAUUUUAAGAUUUAUAUGUUUUAUAAGCUCUUCACGGCGAUAUCUGAAACAUUUUGCUUAUGUUUUAUACGAUGUUUGGACUCGCUUUUUUAACUCAUCAAUAGAGAAGAGCUUGGAGAAGUGCCUGUGAGGCCGGUAGAGCCCCGAACUGCAGAAGAAUGCAAUGCGUAACCUUGACAACCCUGCGAGUAGCAUCCACCCAGGCACCGUUACAUUACCUCAUUACUCUGCUCUGGCGAUUUGACAGCUUUUGUUGUGUUCAACCAAACAAAUUAUUUGGCCAUUCUAAAAAGGAUUGGUGGCUUAUUUAACCAUGUUUUAUGAGAGUGUAGACCAUUCGGACGACACUCUCUGAAAAUAAAGUUUGUUGCAAUGCGAGGAAAUUUAACGGAUUCUUUAUCAUAAAACAAACAUUAAGGUGGCUCGAUGCAGUUUUUCAGGGUCAUCAACUCCCAAGUUUGAGCAUAAACUACGUCACCAUAAACAAAGAUUAGGAGAAAUUAUCACCACAGUUAUAUUAGAUAAAGAUGAAAAUUUGUUAUGAUCAGGGUUGCAAUGACAUCGGAGUUGUCAUAGCAAUGAAAUGACGCCAUUACCUAUUUUACUUGCAGCGGUAUUUCUCGGCACUGGGAACUGUUCUUCCAAAAUCGUUUACUGGAGCUUUUUCCUACAAUAGCCGCCUCGAUAUUCGUGAAUUUUGAGCGAAAUCUCUAAGAGGGUUAUCGAGAUAUUUUGGGAAGAAGUUUUUAUUGUUAGAAAUACGGAAAAAAAUGGACAAUCUUGAUGUGCGACUGUUACCUGUACUAAACGAAGCGCUUUUGACAUGCAAUUUCACCUCAUAGUAGUCUCAAUCUUUUUAAAAAUGUGUGUGAAAGAUCACGGAGAUACCUCCAGCAGAUUGCUAGAAAGAAGGAUUUGAUUAGUAUGUAUCGGGGCCCUCUUGUUAGCGGUAAUGUACACUUUCCGGUCUACUUUAACAAAUUAGCGAAUAAUUUUUAAACCGCUCGAUAAAUUUUUGAGAAAAUUUAAGUCUUAAGAUAAACCGUCCAAAUUAUAUGACUUUUUUUUUUAGUUUCAAGAUUAUUGAUAUACAGAAAUGUUGUGUUUACAAGUGAGAGCCUCUUAUUAUUCAGCGGUACAGAGCACAGUCAAGCUUCUUAAUUUUUUAAUUAUCGCCCAAUUCGUAGUAUGUCCUCACUUGACGCAAUGGCAACGAAAUAGCCCGGCAUGCAAGAUGUCCCGAGUUCGAUUCUCGGCGGAACUUAUAUUUUCUUUUUUCUUCUUCUCUUCCCUUUUUUGUUGUUGUUGCUGUUGUUGUUUGUUUUUUUCUUUUCGUUUAAUAUAUAUAUUUUUUACCUAUUGUAGUUUUGUUUUGUUUCUUUAUAUAUGUCUUUUUCAUUUUAUUCAUUUUAUUCCCCGUUGCCUUUAGUUAUUUCCCUGCCUUCUUAAUUACUUCUUGCCGUUCCUCCGAAGAGCAGCGCCAGAACUUGCGAUUUACGUAUUUCUAGUUAAUAAAAUUGAUCCCUAGAUAGACAGACUUAGGCUAUAUUCACACAAUACCAAGUGGAAUUUCGAGCGGAAACGAAAAACUAUACGGUGAAGUAUGAACACCCAUGUAUCUGUAGCGUCACUACCCAGGUCUGGGUAGUGCUUCUGUUUUAAUCGUGCCGUGUGGGAAAUUUGAUUCACCUAAUAAGAAGCACAAGCAAGAUCUGGAUUGUGACGUGUCAUCAGUAUGGAAUUUCUGCGCUUGUUUCUCAGACGUCAUUUGGAGGGGAAACCAGUGGUAGCGUCGCCAAAUGUCGGCUGUUUUCUCAGGCUAAUGUAUUUGAUAUCUGACUAUCCACUUUAGCGGUCGGCGCGGCUGCAGCUUUGCUCCGAGCAACAGAAAUCGCGCCGAAUAUACCAUUAGUACAAGUUAACAGAAACCUCAUCCGAUAAGAUUUUCGUACCGACGCGAAAGCUAUCCGCUAUAGCCUAAAUCAGUGACGUUUCUCGUUUAAAGCAUAUGAAGGCAACACGACGUGUGGCUGGAACCCGAACCUACAGAUGAAUAGUACAAAUGGCUUCCUUUCUUUUCAAAAUUUUCAUUCAUUGAUUGUUUAUCUUCUGCUUCAACUUUCAGAAAAGGAAGUGUGGUUGUCAGCUUUAACGUCAGUUACGCGGCAGUAGACGCGCUACAGAUCGUCACAAUGCAAGAGCAAAUUGAAAGUGGAGGAACGUUAGGUGGUAGUCCAGCAGUGCUAAUAAACAUUUCAAGCAACUACGGUAAGGAAGUUCUGAGUACUCAACCCACAGGUUGCCGAAGCUCACUAUGAAAACCCUGAACAACAUUAUUUUACUUAGCUAAUUAAUUAUUCGCAGGGCAACAAUCAGAAGACGUUGUAUGACAAUUAUCAUAUUUCCCUAUAACUGAGCGAAAUUGCAUUGCAUUUGUCCUUUUCUUUUUGUUCAUUGUUUAAAAAGACAAGAAAGACAACUUGGGUACCCAGAGUGUGAACAAAGCACCAUUUUGUACCAGUGCCCGGGCACUAGUGCCCUGGUACUAAGUGUGAACGCACCCAUAGUGAGCUUAGGCUACCUGUGCUCAAAUCAUUCUACAUUAAUAGCUAGAUUAGCGUUAUUUCCACAAUUAUUUUAUUCGACUACAACUUUAAGAAUACCACUAUUCUUUUUCCUUUUUUAAUCAGAAUUUGUUAACUUUGGUGAGCAUUCAAUGGAAAAAGCCAUACUUUCCAUAAGAAAAAUUGUUAAAGCAUUCUUGUAGUCAGCUCAUGUCGCUAUCGUGCAAAAUGCCUUUAUUGUUUAGCAGUUAGCAUGCAUAUAUACUAGCGUUACCCUUGUCACUGAAUCUCGCAAUUAAUCAUUUUCGAACCACGUAAAGCAGAUACGCACGACUAUGAUAAGAAAGUUCAUACCUUUUUUUCAAUUGGCAUUGAAAUUAUCCAGCAUUCAAAACCAUUCCCUUCUGUUGAUAAAAUGACGAAAAUAAUUCAAACUUACCGCCUUGGGUCUUACAAUGACUAGACUUACCUACAACGCUUUUAAUUUUGGAGCACUUUGAGCUGGCAACGCAAUCGUAAACUUUAAAUCAGAAAAGGGAUGAAGUGUACUGUUCACUGUCUUCUUGCGGCUGUUCCACGUACGUUCCUCUUUCUGCGUCCAUUCUAACCUCGGCAACUUAACACUAGGCUUUUUAUGCGUACUAAAAUAGUUAGUGUCUGAAUAGACUUAAAAUGUUGUUGGAGACUAUGUUUAGUUUCAUGUUGUAUAUAUCCUUUCCAUCGUAUAUUAUGGCCCCUUUUAAAAAAUAACAAAUGAGGUGUGGCAAAGCAGUUUUAAUAGUAAGAAGAAGAAGAAGAAGAAGAAGAAGCUGGAACGCGCACCCUCUCGCGAGCAAGAAAUGAGAAACGAACAUUGAAAAUAUUAAAUUAAACAAAGCUUACCAUUAUGUCAAGAUCAUUGAAGUCCUUUCAAGCAAAGCCGAUUCAACCAACCGACGCUUCUCAGACGGUUUAAAUUUCUAACGAUGGUAAAAAGACACCAUUGAAGUAACUGGUGGAAAGAUCUUUUAUACAGAAAAUGAACACAGAAUGGAACUCUAGCAUCCAAAACAUCUUUUCCGACCCUCGAGUGAUGAGGUAUAAACCGACAACUUUGCAGAGUUAUGACUUGGAAUUAAAUGUACGAAAGGUGAAGACUGAUAAAAUACCAUUAUGUGUAUUUGGGAGCCUCAAUUGGGCUACCUGUGAGUAGACUACUGCGCAUACUUCCAUCGGAGUCUUCAUCAAUUUAAAACAGUGAGAAUUUUAAUAUUGUAUUAACUGGAAACGGUUUACGCCAUAUUCAGGUGCAUGUAUGUAUUUUUUAUUAUUUUCAUACUUAUAAACUCAGCCAUUUAAAAAUGGUGGCUGCGAAUGUAGGUAUUGAAGUCCAUUUUUCCUUUGGAAAUGAUCGAAACAGUGAAGAGAUAAACUUUGUUGACGAGGAUGACUUCCUUCUUGAAAAUAUCAUAUAAGCGUAAAUAGAUGAUCGAGUCACUAAAGACGAAUUUUCAGUCCAGCUGGCUAGAAUCCAGUGAAGACUGAGCUGAUGUAAACACUUUGCUCAGGUACCGAUUGCUACAAAAUGUGUUGUAUCUACACUUAUCUUGUUGUGCCUUAAAGAAACCGGAAGAAACUCGUAUUUGUUAACCUUGAAAGGAUUUAACAUAUUUUUUAAUAUUCCACUCGUUUGUGUCUGUUACAUCUUUGCUAUUACGUCACCACAAUAAAAUCAGUCUUUGCUAAAAGUACGUAUAAUGCUUUAGUUAUAUCGUCAGGGUUUUUCAAGUUAUAUUGUAAAUGGAUUUGUAUUUGAAGACGCGAUGCCUAAAUUGUACCUGCUCAGAAGUAGUCAUAUUAAAGUUUUCAACACUCUACAAAAUUUUGCAUAAUUAUCGCACUUAAUGCGACCCGUGAAGUAACAAAUUUGCCAUAUCCCAUAAUUUUGGUAGCUCUUCUGAAAGAAAAUUUUCUUCACUUUCAAAAUAUACAUGGGUCUGCAGGACUCUGUGAUAAAAUACAUAUAUACUUGACAAGCUAUUUUGUUAUCAUGCCCACUUUUGUGUGAAAUUAAUACCUUAUUUUACUUUGUAGUACCAAGUCAACCUCCUGCGAUAACAGAAGCAGUCAGUAAUACAUCAACAACUAUUUACCUGAAAUGGACAGAAGUUACACAACUAAAUCCUGCUAAUAGUACUCUUCUUGGAUAUGGUAUUGUGUAUAAGAAAACAGGGGAGAUUUUUCAAAUAGGUUUCCUAAAAUCCGUAAGCCCGGCACCACUUGAAGCAACUUUGGAGGAUCUGGAAAAGUUUACAAACUACAAAAUUCGAGUGUUUACUUUUACUGAUAAGGGGAAUGGAGUUUCAAGUCAACCAUUCUCGUUACGAACGCAGGAAGAUGGUAAGGUCAAUUUAAUUCUUGAUAAAGCUUUGCUCAUCUGAUAACUGCCCAACAUAAUAAGGAAUCUAAUGUCGUACAGAAAAAAAGUAAAAAAAAAAAAAUGAAUCUUCGUGAUCACGUGGUUGCAGUCUCACAUACUUUCAAACUUGUUAGAUUAUUGUCCUUUUGGUAUAGAUAUAGAAGCAGUGGCCCAUAUUUUGGAUUUCGCAUCAUGCGCACCGUUCAUGCGAUCUCUAACUAAAUCAAAAUGAACCAAUAGGAAAGCUUCAUUUAAUCAAGUCUGAAAAUCACCCAACUUGCCCAGUUGUCAAUACCAGAACAUCAGUACACAUUAACCAUUUUAUCUAAUUUGGAAUUUACCGCUGAAACAAGCUACCUUGUGCAAUGGCUUGAGAUUCUGAUUUGCUCUUGAAAUUCUACUAAAUCAGUCCUCCCAGGUUUUUUUUUAAAGUAUUUUUCUCCAUUCUCCUUUUGUCAGUCCCAAGUCAAAGUCCACCAAAUACAGUUGUUAAAUCCACGAGUUCCAGUACGAUUGACGUGUCCUGGUAUGCAAUCGAAGACUCUUACGUACACGGAAUUCUACUGGGAUACGAGGUAAGGUAUACCAAGGAUGACGGCUCAACUCACGCCUGGCAAACCAUAACUCUGGAUUCAAGUACAUUUACAAUCACAUUAAGUGAUCUGGAAUAUUUUACACGAUACAAAGUCGUGGUUUGUGCCAGAACUUCUAAAGGAUGUGGGAAAGAAUACUCUGCUACUUCCUACACUUGGGGUGAUGGUAAGUAUAGUUCUGUCUACAUUUUACAAGACAGUUAGAACAUUAAAGCAGAUGGUUGCUUUUAUCCUUCUCCUUCUCUGACUUUUUGUAGUAUAGCUUUUUAAAGGCUAUUUAUACGUAAGUUGCAAGCUCGGUUCAGUUCUAAAAAUGAUAUUUGGUACAGUCACUAAUCUUUAAUAGCCUUGUUCUUCUAUCAUUGACACGCAAGUAGUGGUAUAAGGAUGAAAAUAUAUGUUUUUUUGAAGUGGAAUCUCAUUAGUUUGAAAUGGAAGACAUUGACGUCGAUGACAUCAUUGCCUUUUGUUUUUAUGUCAUGAAUAAAAUGAGGAGAAAUCUCAUUAAGCUCAGGGCACUUACGAUUCAUGUUAUAAUGGUUUAACCGGUCGAAAAGGUUUUCUCAGGGCUUUCCACAAGUUGCUCGAGAUUUUCCACUAAUUGCUCAAAAUGUUGGUCAAAGUUGCUCAAAAAACAAUCAAAAGCUGCUUUUUAUAACGAAAGUUGCUCAAUUAAAGUUGCUCGAAAAAGCAAAAACCUUUUUUGGUUUGAUGCCAAAACAUAUAAAUUGUACAACAAAAGUAAGGUUUCUAAAUAGCAUUUUUGUGCAAUUUUGCGACGUAACCAAAGUUGCUAAAUAAUUUGUCCUCAUUUAAAACCAACUGAGCCAAUAAAAUUGUUAAAUGACCUUCUUCCCUCUGUCGAGUUCGAAUCUUCGUUCACCAUUUUGAAUUUUCCCAAAAAACCGCUGACCUAACAACCCGGCUACUUUUAUAUAGAGCCCAUGGUCUGGCAAGGGGGGAGGAUUUGGCCCCUUUUUUUUAACAGGAAAUUCAUAGUAGUUUGCCGUUUGCCGUAAUGCCGAUGCUCAAACUAUCAAUUAUCAUUUAUUGAGUAAGAUGAUCUCUUUUUCUACGCCAAACACCGCGAUUAGCUAAGUGCACGGUGUUGGUGAUCACAGCCGUAACAAAAUAGAUCAAAUUUUGUCAUCGUGCAUACACGAGUUUAGAGAAACUGUAACGGUAAAUGAAGCGUUGGACCCUUUUUUGGCGAACAGUUGGUCACCAAAAUCGUGCGCAUAGCCCAUUGUUUUUGCUCAAUAAACUAAGAAGAUAAAUGAGACAUUAUAAAAGAUCAAAGCUGUAUUACUAAACUACAAUAUCACGACUGUUCUCUGUCAAGUCCAUGUCUACUCUUUUGUUCAGUCUUUUUCAGUGACUUCAGCUGUUGCAGAGCAGACAUGCGACGGGUCUGAGGGGAGGGGAAAGGAAGGGUUGGAAGGCGCCUUUAACAAAUAAAACGUUUCAUUUCUAUUAACUGUAACUGUUGUAUCAUGGAUUGUCAGGGUCUGGUAAAAUUUUGUCCUUGUGAAAUAUCAUUUUAAUCGCUGAUCGUUACUUUUCUUUCUCUGUAAAGUACCGGACAGACCACCACAGAGUAUUGAAGCAGAUAAUUUUACCUCAGAAGCGACCAUACCGGUUACAUGGACUCCCGUUCCAGAUGGUCACGUCAACGGACUUCUGAUAGGUUAUUCCAUAAAAUAUCAAAGAAUUUGGACCGCCGAGAGGUCCAUCUUUGAGACAGAGGAAGAAACCAUAACCGUUAUAGAAAGCGAGAUGUCAGUUCUUCUCCCAGUUCAAACAUAUUCAAGGUACAAGAUUAAAGUAGCAGCGUUUACUCAAGCAGGAAUGGGGCCUUAUACUGAAUAUGUCUACGCAGGUAGGUAAAUGAACCGCAGAAGACGUUUGGUUUCAGUAGGGUGUUUCAAAUAAAUUUUUCCCAGAAAAUAAUGGUAUAUAUAUUAAAAAAGCACUCACGAGCUGAGUGACGUCUGAGAUAAGGUCAAGAACUUGAUAACCCCUUCUUCCUACUUUCUUGUCUAGAAAUGCAAGCCAAACCCUAGGAUAUCUCUAAAUGGCCUAAGUGAGCAUCGUACAACGCAGGUUCGUUACCAGGGCCCCUGGUUCGUGGGUGAAAGACUCGGAAUGCGAGAAGAAAGACGCUUCAAAUAAAGUUAUAGAAGCCUUUGUUACGAACUGUCUUGAUACUGAUGUCAUGUAUACCGAAGCCUGCAACCGGCAAUUUAGCUUCUAAACUGAAAGAAACCAACGCAUAGUAUAAAUAUUAAACAAAAUAACAACUUGUAAUGCUUAACAGAUGUUUGGAGUUCUGGAAUUUUAUAUUUCUUGCAUAUCUUAGUCUCUUCAGUUCCAAAGUAAAUCACAAUCAAUAUUCCCAACUCAGAUCACUCAAAUCAGUGCUUAUUCACCCGUUUUCAACCUAAAUAUGAUCUUCCUAUACUGUUAUCAACAGAAAGCUGCCGCUGCCCCAAAAUUCUGUACACAAACUACUGGUCAACAUUUCCAUAUUUAAAGGUCACUGAAGACGAUAGGCUUGAAGGACUUUUUAGUGGAAUUGUCACAAAGAUGGUACACGAUGCUUGUGGCUACUGUCCCGCUCAUGGCGAUACAACCAUCGAUACAGCGACCAACGGCAAGGGAGAACGCGCAGCCAAAAGGGGCAUAUUACAAGUUCUUGAUGACAUGGAUGACGUUCCACAGAUUACCUUUCCUAUCUACGGUAAUCGUUACGUCACAAAGUUUAUGGGAGACAAUCCGUAUAUCAAUUUGGUGGAGUCCCCUGGAAUAGCUUUCAUUGCAACUGCUAGGCCCCCCGGAAAGGCCGCUUUGAACAUGGUAAUGGCUGUAUUGGGUACCGCUCCGUUGAUGGUGUUGUCUGCAUGCUUUGCUUUCAUAUCUGGAUUUAUAAUUUGGCUCUUGGUAAGUUAGUCAAAGCAACAAAUAACGUGAACAUUUCCCCUGCAUCAACGUUACUGAACCAAGUAUCAUGAUGCAUUUUACGCUGUUAUGUGUAAUUUGUAGUGAAACGAAUGAUACGAGAUUCGUUGCUUGCAGGAUACAAGGUCUAAUCCAGAUGAAUUUCCACCUGGUUUUAUGAAAGGUGUUGGUGAGGGAUUUUGGUGGUCUUUCGUAUCAAUGACAACUGUCGGGUAAUGUUACAUAGUGUGAUAACCGUGUUUUCUUCACUCAUUUACAUGUCGUUUUAAGAGAUCUAUCAAUGCAUUCUGUCAAAGCACAGUUGAGGCACAUUAUUACACAGUGAUAUAUCGUGGACGUUGGCCUAGUACCUGUCGAAAAGUUGCAUUCCAUAUACGAUGGUUUUUCUCCUGUAAAUAUUUUCGGUAACUUUUCUUCGCUUUAUUUUACCUCAAAUCGUAAAUUUACAAAGACAGUAAAGAUUUUCUCAAUCUUGUUGAAAAAAAAAAAAAAAAUUUUCCCCUCAAUUCUAUCAUUGAUAACCUUUGGUGAUUCAUUAGCAAUAAAAUAUUUUAAAAAGUACAGUUAUCAUAUUUUUGAUCCUUUUUGUUAUUUUACAGGUAUGGAGAUCGAUCACCCAGGUCCAUUCCAGCCCGUAUUUUCGGUAUAGUGUGGACUUUAACAGGACUCGUUAUUAUCGGAAUUCUCGUGGGCGCAAUCGCCUCUUCGUUAACCUCCGUAAACGUGCAGAAGGACAUCACCCUGUAUGGCGCCAAAGUAAGUUCUUACAGAUCGGCAUUUAAAUUUGCAUGGAAGCUUUCGAUACCUCAUGUCGACAAUUUUAAUGUCCUCUUCAGCAUAUUAGAGAACUAUCGUAUUAGAAUGAAACUAUACAUAAUCGUUGAUAUCGACAUAGUUUAUUGUCUCUUAAUGCAUAACACCGAUACCGCUAAGACUGUUAUAAUGAAAAUGAGGGCGACAGCAAACUAGUACCGACACUCAAUACUUGUUAGCAUGACUAGUUCCCCAUUCUCUUCUUUCCCACCUAGUGCCAAAAAGAGACGACAAAUACUCUUUGACCAAUAUUUUGACGUUUUAGAAAAUUAAUCAUGGGAGACGAUAGGCGAGGAUGUUCAGUUUUAAUUUUAGGGCAUCUCACGUCCCGAUAAAUAACAAAACGGCUCCAAAACUGCUUUAUUUUCUCAAAUAUCACCUUAGACGAGAUAUUUUUUUCAAAAGUAGUUGCUCGCUGAUUAAAAGCCAAACUACUAAGAACAUUACGCUAAGAGAUAUUUCUUAAAAUAAAUACUUUUUUCAGGUUGGGGCGAUACACAAUUCUUCGGAAUAUCGUUUAGGAAUACUGAAGAACGGAAAAGUAAACACAGGUAACAGCCGAUAUUAUUCCCCUUUUUUUUUUUUUUUUUUUUUUUUGACAAAAACAUUUGAAUUUAAUAAAAACAUCGUUUUUAAAAGGGUUAGAUUCAUGAUUAAGCUUUUUUGCUAGGAAGGGUUGCUGUGACAUCCAGGAACUUCCACAAUUAGGAGACAGGUGCUAAAUGGCGACAUCAAGCAGGAGGGGACAUGCAUACGUCGCAAUAAUGAUACAGUGGGGAGGGAUAGAAUAUGGGGAAGAGAGAAGACAGUCUUUUAACCACGAGCUUAAAAACACUCACAAUUUCCGCAAACGGGAGUGUGUCAUAGUCUGAGAGAAAAUGAGAUCGUGGAACAUGCAAAGAUGAAACACUGCGAAGUCACGCUUGAUUGUCAAGCCUGAGUUAAAUAGCAUACACCCGUGUUAAACUGUUUUGCGUGAAGGAUACCAAACAUUACAUUAACUGCAUUUUAAGACGUAAAAAAGUCGCUUAUUUAUAAUUUAUAACGAACAUUAUCUGUAACACAUGAAUGAUGCCACAACUAGUUAGUUUCUUGGUGAUCUGGUCGAGUGCAGUCACCAAAUGACGGAAUGCAAAAUAUUGACAAGACACGGAACAAGGACCAGGAGACACUCAAGAAAAUUGACUCAACUAUUUUUUGAUUGCUUAAUUUAUUAUUGGAUAAUGGUCACCGGUCACCGAUUGAUUAAUUGUUUUACUGAUUGAUCGGUAAAUUUCAGAACAUAAGUAUACAAAUUUAGAUGAGAUCAGAGUGGCAUUAGAAGAUGGCGAAAUAGAUGGCGCACUGUUGGACACUUAUGUGGCGGCCGAAAACAAAGGGACACUUCUCGACGACAGGGUGUUUGUGAAAGACAUUCUGGAUUAUCCAUUUGAUUAUGGAGUGGUUCUUUCAGGAGCGGCAAGGAAUGUUGAGCAAAGAUGCCGUGAUUACAUAGCCUUACAUAUCAGCGAGAUAUACAAAAUUGUAGAGAACAAGACAAAGACAGUUGAAGUAAGGAUAGUUAAAUAAUUAGAAAAGGCGGUCAGCUGCGAAUAGUUAUCGCAUCUUUUAGCCAUUUGUGAUUGACCUUAAAAUUCCGUGCUAGACCUGACUUUGACUUAUUCGCAGAGGGUUUGCUCGCUUGCUGUCGAUGUAUGUGCAAAGUCUCUCAUCAUACCAUUAAAAUUCACAUGGCGAAAACAGGUGCUGUGGCUGUUUUCGCGAGGUCAUUUGGGACUCGAUGCCAUUUUUUUCCCUUACUUCUUAAUAAUUUUUCUGUUCUUUGUAGUCAUUAAAACCUACCCUAAGUAGCCUUUCCGCCCACUGCUAUAACAACUGGAAACCUAUCGAUGCGAUAACAUUUGAUAUGUUACCUCAGGGUACGCCCGUCCGUGCAGACUCUUGAGGACUGGCAUGCAUCUUAAUCAGCAAAAGAAACUCAAAACCGAUAAGCUUUUCAUUAAUGUCCAUAGGCAUCCGAUGGCGGUUUAGCUGAGAGUACUGGACUAUUUGACCCUGCAUCUCAAAUGUUUCUUUUUGCGGUCGCUUCUCUGAUUGGUCUCUUGGUAAUGGCUGUGAUUAUUGGCCUUUUCUAUCAGUGUCUGGUAUUCGUUCCACGAGCAAAGAAAGGUAUGAUGAACAAAACCUAUACCUGAGUUUGCAGCUUUUGGGGUAAGUAAAGCGAGUUAAAUCAAACGGUCCAGGGGUAGUCCGAAGGAACAGCGGCUCUCUCUUUUCUGUGAAAUGUUGGAAACAAUUGUCAGCAAAAGAAAAUGGUAACAGCUGGCUGUCCCUGACUUUAUUUUACACAGCCAGUAUGUACUUAGGAGAGACAGACUAAUGUCGGUGCCAAGGUUUUGAAAGGCUAUUAGCCUUCUCUGUCAAGUUGUCAUAUCGGCAAAAGACAUGCAGAACUCUAUCACCAGUGUAAGUAAAGCGAGGCUUACUUCCACUCGGGUCACAUAAAAGUAUUUAGCAGUCUAACUUUGGAGAUAACAAGUUUUUCGUAGAACGAACAGAAAACUAGUCACCUAAACUUUUUUAAUUUUAAUUUUUUUUUUUAGGGGGGGUUGGGGGGCGGUGUUGGUCGAUAAAAACAAACAAAGUUAAAGCCGGUGCUUGGCACUGAAAAUGGUUAUUUCGUAAAUUUCAGAUCAAGAGAUGAAAGCAUCCUCAACACAUUUUGUGUAUAAGGAAGUCCUCGUGAAAGAGAUGAACGAUUUCGUUUAUGCUUUCUAUUCCAAGCUGUCCAGAAAGAUUGAUUUGAUAACGAAUAAGAAGAAAAAUGAAUUGAGAGAGAUGAAUGAACUGAAAAACGACAGACAGCAAGAAGCUCAGCUUUGGAAAUCAUCCAAAGAAAAAGCAAAUUCACCAGGAGGCAAGUAUAUAAAACGAGCUGGUGUGGCAUAUUUGCCUGACGAUUCUCCACAACAACCUAUCCACUAUAAUACAGCACAGAGUAUUCUCAGUCAGCAAAAAGAGGGAUGCCAGUCACAAAUUCUAUCUUCGAUGUAUCAGGCUGAUGACGCCAUAAGUGUUGACAGUGCUUGCGUUUCGAUGACAUCACCAGAUAACUGCUCCCUUCACCUCAGUGACAUCAAUACAACUCUUUAG